Messenger RNA from Cyphellophora europaea CBS 101466, 1617 nucleotides. RefSeq lists its product as uncharacterized. The transcript has a single exon. The record is from RefSeq and is a predicted model, not a curated record. NCBI's taxonomy places the organism in Eukaryota, Fungi, Ascomycota, Eurotiomycetes, Chaetothyriales, Cyphellophoraceae. Gene Ontology annotation, biological process: lipid metabolic process. The coding region runs from base 1 to 1617 and encodes 538 amino acids.
AUGUGGUUCGAGUCGCGACAGAAGAAGAAGAACCGCCUGCACAAGGAGCAGUGCCAGCCGCCUCCUGUACAGACCGUAUCUCCACCUCCUCCAUACGCGGCACGACCAGUUGCAGUGUCCUCCCAGUCGAUCAGACCGGCGCCAUCGCACGUGCAGCUACCACAAUAUAUUAGUCCGCCGCUGCCAUAUCGCCAGCCUCAGAACGCAGUCACGUCGCUCACCUUACCUGCCAACACACCGUAUCCAAUAGUCAACCAAACUGUAGACUCAUACAAUAGAACAUUGGGUUUGUACGACGCAUGUGCGGACAAGUUUUGCAGUGUCAUCGCCCGCAUUGAUGAGGAUGACUUCGUGGGAGGGUACCGAGAUCUUGCUAUUGAUCAACCAUCCUUGCCGCAAUUGGACCUCGAGGGACCUCCAGCUACAUCAGAUCGGCGGCUGGUGCAGUUCGAAAAGCCACCGGCCAAGAAUGCUCGAGACAAGACUGUAGAAGUCUUUUCCAAGUUGGACUACUACCUCAACUCUCAGCUGCCACUGUCGCUUCCACCAUUGCAGCUCUACAUGCCAACCUACCCUCUACUCUGCCUGGCAGCCGAAUACUCGGCAGACGCUUAUCUCUCGCCCCGAUCAAGCGGUGAGAAGCGGCAUUACGUCUCGGCCGACGGACGAACAGGUGCGAAGGCUAUGGUCGUCAAGAGCGUGCCUUGCGACGACAAGAAGACCAUCGUCUUUGCCAUACGCGGGACGAGUGCCCUGAGCCUGCGAGACUGGGGCGUCAAUCUGAAGAAUGCUCCGUCCUCGCCCCAAGGUUUCCUGGACGACGAAGGCAACCUGUGUCACACCGGAUUUCUGAAGGUCGCCCGAGCCAUGGUUCGCCCCAUCGCUGCGCGCUUGCGGCAGAUUCUCGAGGAGAACCCCGAUCGCACAAGUUGUUCACUUCUCAUCACGGGACACAGUGCCGGUGGCGCCGUGGCGAGCCUGCUGUACGCGCAUAUGCUCUCAACAUCGAUCCACUCGGAACUCAACACCCUCACCGACUGCUUCAAACGAGUACACUGUGUCACCUUCGGGGCGCCGCCCAUCAGCCUCCUCCCCCUCCAGAAGCCCACCACCGCCGACGGCCGCCUGCGAAAAUGCCUCUUCCACUCCUUCAUGAACGAAGGCGACCCCGUCGUCCGCGCCGAGCCCGCAUAUAUCCGAUCCCUCAUCGAUCUCCUCGCGGCGCCAAACCCCAUCACGACCGGUCCCACCAGCUGCCACAAGACCAACACCGCCCUCACCUCGCUCGGUGUCCUCGGCGCCAGCAUGUCCCGCCUCGACCUAUCACUCAAACCCACCAAGUCCCGCCCGAACCUGCGGCAGCGGCAGGACCUCCGGCAGAAGCUAUGGUGGGACGUGCCGCCCGCGACGCUCUCGAACGCCGGUCGACUGGUGGCGUUGCGCGUGGCCAAGAAUGAUGGCAGACCGGAGAGCGAGAGCAUCGGCGCCUUUGUUGUCCGCGACGAGGAGCUGCGCAAGGUCGUCUUUGGCGACCCCAUCAUGCACCAGAUGAGCGUCUAUCGGAGGCGCAUCGAGGCAUUGGCGUUUCGGGCUGUCACGGGGAAGUUGUGCUCGUGA